CAACAACAACAGCAACAACAACAGCAACAACAACAGCAACAACAACAACAGCAGCAGCAGCAGCAGCAGUCGCAGCAACAGCAACAAAUGCCAACGAUCAGCAUGUUGCAGGCUUUGGGCCCUAACGAGCGCGUGCAGAUGAAUCAGGUGCAACAGCAUCUCGGUGCCUUGGUUCAAGCGGGGAAGAUGUCGUCGCAGCAGGCCAGGGAUGAGUUUGUGCGACAGCUGAAAGCCGUGGCAGGUGCUACUCAACAGCAACGACAGCCAGUUGGCGCUACUCCACAAAAUGCACAGCUUCCUCCCCCGCAGCAGCAGCAACCACAGCAGUCGUACUCUCAACAACAACAGCAAUCUCAGCAGCAGCCGCAGCAGCAACUCCCUCGAGCGCCGCAAGGUGCAGUGCAGAUGUUCGGUAUCACUUCGGCUGGACCGCAGCAAACGCUUCAGCAACUGGCUCGGUAUCAGGCUCAGCAAGCCCAACAGCAGCAGCAGCAACAACAACAGCAACAGCAAGGCCAACAGGUGAACUUGUCAGGUGUGUCUGGCGCAGCGAGCCAGCAACAACCGGUGCCCACGAUGCCGUCUGGUCAACCGCAACCAGGCUAUCCACAAACGCAGCAGCUGCAACUGCAGCCUCAACAGCAGUCGCAACCUGCGCAUCAGCAUCAGCAGGCGCAACCGCAACCGCAAUUGCAGCAGCCUGAAGCAGAUGCGAAGAAGAAGGGAAAGCCAGGACCUAAGAAGCGAAAGAAUGACGGCGACGAUACGCGCGGUAAAGGCAAGGUUGGACGUCCUGCAAAGGUGAAGGCCGCUGCUCCUGCGCCUACAGCCUUGGAUGCGCCGCCGCCGCAGCAGCAGCAACCGCAACCGCAAAUCCCCACCAACAUGAGUCAGGAACAGCAGCACGUGCUCAAUCUCGUACGCUCUGGACAGCUCACAGAUCCCUCGCAAUUUGCCACUGCGCACGCCAUCUUGCGUACUGGCUUUGCCCCGCCAAACUCUGCCCCAUUGCCAGGAAUGCAGAGCUUGCCGAUCGCAUCAACGCCAGCACCAAUCGCUGCUGCGAUAGUUCCUGCUUCGGGACAUACAGCCGUCGGUACUGCAGAAACUGCUGGCAUGCAGCCUCGAGUUCAUCCAGCGGGCGAUUCGCCCAGCGCGGGCGCAGCUCCGAUCGGUGUCAUGGCCACCCGAGGACUGGCACCCAGUGCGAUGCCUCUUGGCGCUCACAGCGUCGCCCAACUUCCCCCGCCGCCACCACGGCCCACUGUCAAGCAUAAGAUCGAGUACACCCCGGUACGAAGAGACGUACGAAGCUAUGGCGGGUGGGACUUGGAGAUGGUCGAUCGCGAACUCGAAAGUGUCCUGGCCGGGCGAGGAAGGCAGCCGCGGCAGGUUCGAGAACUUGGCACCGUUGACAUUCUCGCGCUGACCAUGUCACUACGCUCCCGACUUGCGCAUGAAGUCAGCUACGCUCUUAAUGCGCUUCAGAUUCUCUCGAACGGAGUCGGCGCACCGCCCCAAUUCGAGUUCCUCUUGACUCCAUGCGAAGAUAUGUUCGACGAGUUGCUUGAUCUGCUCGACGAAGCUGCUUUCGGGGUGGAGGAGGCGCGAGCGGAUUGCGCCGAGAAUGUUGACCACAAUACCGAAGAAAGGCGCCCCAUCAAAGGCCACCUCGAAAUGGUGCGAACUGCGAAAGCGGACGAGUCUGAGAUGCGCGAGUGGCGCCGGCACAGGCGUGCAAGAUCCCUUUCCGAGUCCAAUCAACAUCCCCGAGAAAUUACUCACCGCCUAGACAGGCGCAGAUCUAUGUCAACUACUGUUGAGCCUACCAACAAGGAAGCAGGCGCUGCAAACACCGAGGAAGCGGCUGCAGAAACUGUUUCCCCCUCGAAGGGAAGCUCCUCAGGGCAGCAUCCAGGCGCAAAGCAGGAAGAAGGACAAUGCUUUUGGAACGAAGAGAGAAUUCAUCGAUCAAAAGAGCGAAACGCCACGCUGGCGCUUACUAUCCUCAACAUCAUUCGCAACUUUGCCAUGAUGCCUGGGAACAUUGCGUAUCUCAAUGAGCAGCCACGACUCUUUCAGCUCUGCUCUCGUCUGUCCCGAGCGGGCGAUUGCUUUGAAAUGGAAGACCUUUUCAAUUUGGAGGACGCCCGACCCAAGGAGGACAAGCGCAAAGCAGAGGAUCGCAACGAGACGCCAUUUACCUUUGCAGAGGCAGUCCGGGUACGAAAAGAUGUCCUCGCAAUCAUUGCGUCCAUCGCUGGUGAUCAGAUGAGGCUCAGCGUGAUGUCGAACACAACUGUCCAGUCAUUGUUCGACCUCAUGGUCUCCUUUAUCUUCGAUGCAAGUGUCAUCGAAGAGAUCGAAGGCAACGUGUUCCAAGACGCGCGGCCAGGCCAGGGCACGAUCAAAGUACCUCACCACGCCGACACGGCCUUGGAAGCAUUCUCCAAAAUGGCUCAACCUGAUGUGAAUCGAGAAGUGCUCAGUCGAGUCAUUAACGACAAGGAAAUAUUCCGACUCGGCAUUGAGUUGGUGCACCUGCUCCCCGUGUCGGAUGACAAUUUCGCUAUGUUCAAGACGGAGGCUAGACUGGCCUACACGGAGCGUAUCGUCAUGUCCCUCUUUAACGUAGCCUUCCUCGCAAGUCAGACGGUGAAGAGACAGCUGCGAGACGCUCCUGGCGUAACGCGUGUCAUCUUUCGAGCGAUCAAACGCCUCGCCAUGUCGUCGCAAGGAUUCGAGCGCAAUCCGUUCGAAGUUCUCAUCCGCCGUCUUGUCGAAUCGCUGCGCCUGAUCAACGACAGUCUCGACAUCUUCUCUGCGCCUGAUCUCCUUGGCAUGGGUGUGAUCAGCGACUCGCGAAGCGGCGCUGCCGAGAGCUCCAUCAUGCCGCUCGGCAAAACAUCGCUGAAGCAGGAGCUAGGCGUGCUUGCGGGGCAGGAAGAAGAACUGCUCGAGGUAUUUCACAUCCCAAAUUUGGAAUCAGCGAUCAUUGCAGAGCUCGAUGCCCUUUGCUCGUACUAGAAGAGAAGAGUGUGAUCUAUUGCAUUGUAUUAU
This is a messenger RNA of Tilletiaria anomala UBC 951, 3060 nucleotides long. RefSeq lists its product as uncharacterized. The transcript has 3 exons. The coding region runs from base 88 to 3027 and encodes 979 amino acids. The record is from RefSeq and is a predicted model, not a curated record. Lineage: Eukaryota; Fungi; Basidiomycota; Exobasidiomycetes; Georgefischeriales; Tilletiariaceae.